Ogataea philodendri is the source of this 1743-nucleotide messenger RNA. RefSeq lists its product as uncharacterized. The coding region runs from base 1 to 1743 and encodes 580 amino acids. The transcript has a single exon. NCBI's taxonomy places the organism in Eukaryota, Fungi, Ascomycota, Pichiomycetes, Pichiales, Pichiaceae. The record is from RefSeq and is a predicted model, not a curated record.
AUGCAGCAACUUUCGUCUGCAAAUGAGGAGCUGACACAUAAACUUCAGGAGGCCUUGAAAGAGAUAAAACAUCUGCGGAAGAAGGUGCGGGGUGGGAAUGCGUCGCUGAUCAAUGCACGCAAUAGAACCAAGUACCUGCAAAGACAUCACGUCACUUUGGAAGACGGCGGUGGAAUCGAGUACAUUUCCAGAGGACUCUCAAAAUGGGAGCCCGGGGUUGACGAUGUGGAGAAGAUUUUGGACAAUCCUCGAAAUUGGCCGGGUCCGGACGAAAGUCAGGACUACUCGCGUCUGUUUUACGAUUCCACCAACUACUCUCUCAAACGGGGAGUUUCCAAGCAGCUACUUCAGAAUAUCACUCCUGAAAUUUGUCUGGAUAAGGUCGAGUUUUCGCUGCGCACCGUUGGGUUUCUGUUUAAUACUUUGGAUGAGCAGCGGUUUCUUGGCGAGGUGAAAUUCUACUUGUCGAGAAACCAGGGAAUCAACGUUCUGGAUGAGGAUAUCCCAGAGCUUUCCUGUAACUUCAAGAUCCGCAGAAAACGAUAUGCGUGGUUCUCCAUUUUGUACUCGCUUCUCGCCAUUGGUUACUACGUGCACCAGGACACCACGGAAGAUUACAAAAGGUUGCAUCCGAACACAAAUCUCGAUAGAAGCCAUGUGUGCUACAUUGCAGCACUGGAGUGUAUCAAUCGGAGCGAUUUCCGUGAGUUUCCCAACAUAUAUGUGCUUCAGGCGUUCAGUAUUCUGCUGAUCACCUUGCAAGGGUUUGGAAACACCGGUGUGAUGUACUCGUUGCUGAACGACAUGAUCGAUACUGCUGUCAAGCUGGGACUCAAUACGGGCACUUCUUCCAUGUCUCGUGGCUUAUGGGCCAACCUGGUGAUUGUCGACGCUUUUGAAACAUACGGACGUGCCAGCAUCAUCAAGACUGAGCCAGCUGUCGAUCCCAUUGAUCCGGCCUUCACUCCUUCGUCGUUCCAACAGGUGAUGGUGAGGAUAUCUCUCAUCAAAAAGAAAUACUCAAAGCCCACUGUAAAGGACGCAAAGUCAAAUCUGCUGCAAUCGGAGUCACACCUGCUUGAUUUGCUACGCGAGACACAGAACCUGUUCCACCUGCGAGACUCCGAGAGACCGGCCGACGACCCAUACUGGCUGCGUCGCCAUGUUCUUCUCGACACAUUCUACGACCAGAUAUCGAACAUAAACAAGCUGCUAGCGUCGCACACUCCCCGCGACGAAUGGAUGGAGAAGUACCGUCCAAACUGCGUGUGCUACUCGGUGAUGACCAUCGAGCUGUUUAUGUCCACGGUCACGCUGAAACACUACCGAAUCUGGUCGCUUGUGCACCAUGUUCUUUCGUCAUCAGUGUUUUUGAUUGUGGACGUUCUGAUGAACAUCGAGCUGCAACAGAACGACCAGAGAGUUAUACUUGUGGUGGAGUGUUUGAAACUGAUCAAUGAUCUCGGCUACGACCAUCUGGAGGAACGCGGAACGGGAUUCAUUAAGGAGCUCAUUGCGUGUAUCACCUGUACGACUGCGGACGGGAUGGUGUCGUUCCAAAACAUGAGCCACGACGAGAUUAUCCGCUACGUGCGCACGCCAGGGCAGGACCUUGGAGUGAGCGGUAACUCGCUCAUCAACUUUAGAGAGGGCCUGCAGCGCAACUCGGAGGACGACAUCGAAGCCUGGGUCGACUCGAUGCUACAAUGGACGGAGUUCAUGGACUGGUUAAAGACUUACUGA